Centruroides sculpturatus (bark scorpion) is the source of this 653-nucleotide messenger RNA. Its product is annotated as zinc metalloproteinase-disintegrin-like NaMP. The record is from RefSeq and is a predicted model, not a curated record. The transcript has 3 exons. NCBI's taxonomy places the organism in Eukaryota, Metazoa, Arthropoda, Arachnida, Scorpiones, Buthidae. The coding region runs from base 120 to 653 and encodes 177 amino acids.
GAUGUUUUACCACUUGAUUGAAUUCGAGGCGAAGUUUCCUUCGAUACGAUUUAAUGUUUUAUGUUUUGCAGAUAUAAUUAUAUACACUUCUGGAUAAGCUGGUUGAAAAAUUUUUAAUCAUGAUUCAGCUUAAUAAAACUUGCUUCUUUGGAUCCCUUAUCGUAACCGCUGCUAUAGCUCUUGAUAUAGAAAUUAACCUAGAUCAGAAAAUGGAUGAUCUUUUAUCUUCGUUAAGAAGUCAUCAUGUAGUUAUUCCCAUUGCAAUCGAUGAAAAUCGAGAUUUUCUCGGUUAUAAUUUGAGACAGUCUGAAAAAUUAUCAGAUGCUAUAUAUAUUUAUUAUAAACUAAAAUUAGAAGAUAAAAUUUAUUUUUUUAAUUUAACUAAAAAUCGUAAAUUGAUUACUGGUAAUUAUAUAAAAGAAGUAUGGGAUAAUAAUGGAAGGCGAAUAAUAGAAGAUGCAGAUUCGAAAGACUGUCAUUAUCACGGAGAAGUAAAUGAUGAUGAAGAAUCUUUCGUAGCUCUCAGCAUUUGUGAUGGACUGGGAGAAGAAGAAGAAGAAGAAAAAAAAAAAGUUAAAGUGAUACAGUGUUAUAAUUCGGUUUCUUUUAUAGAACAUAAGGUAAUAAUUGAUUUAGAUAAGAACAGUUCUUAA